Durusdinium trenchii is the source of this 1572-nucleotide messenger RNA. The record is from the annotation of a GenBank genome assembly. Lineage: Eukaryota; Dinophyceae; Suessiales; Symbiodiniaceae.
AUGCUGUGCCACCCUGAGAACAGGGGAAGAAGCCUCAUAAACCCUUUCAAUGCCCACCGCAAGGGAGCAGAGAUCCUUGACUCAGGGCUGAAGGCUGACCUUCUCCCACCAAACUCCCUGGCUAUAGAAAUAUCUCGAGAUGUUGCCAAAAAGGAUAGUCAACUUGGUGCAAACAAAAGAAUGGUGGAUGAAGCAGGUGGCCUUCUUGCUUCAGUUCGAGGCGAUGAAAGGUUCCUGACUUUAGCAAAUUCCCAUUUUGUACAAUGGGCAAAAGCCAUGGAGCAGGGAUGCAAGAAGCCAGAUGGCUCCCAGAUGGUUCUGAGCGUUGACAUGAAACCUUUGCUCACUGAAGGUUGGCAGUGGCAGGUGAUCAGCCAUGAAGCUGAACAGAUUUGGCCAACUCUGCCUGGCUUCGCAUCCAUGGCCAUGAACAGCCACAAUACAAACCAAAUUGCCAGCAAUGAACUUGAAUGCAUGCUGCAGCUGGCUGCCUUGUAUGAAGAAGGCUUGAAGCUUGAUGAUGCCGUUCUGGCAGCUCAACAUGCAGCCCCAAGUUGCAAAAAGUAUUUGGGGGAUGUUGCCUACUUCUGCAGGAUGUUCUCAGGAGGCAAGAAAUUUCCUUUGCUCCAGUGCUUGGAUCAUCUCUGCAAGACAGCAGGCCAUAGCCUUUUGAUUGGUGAAGAAAUGAUGAACCUCCUGGCACAUUAUGAUUUUCGCCUUCCUGGACAGGCCAUGGUCAUGACAAGGGUGGCUUUAGCAGCUUGCAUUUUGACAUCAAAGAAAUCACAGGAUGGCAUCUCCAAGUUGCUGUUCAAGAGCGACUUUGACAAAUUGAAAUCCAAGACAUCCACAAGAAGGCUUGAUGAAGUUCUGACUGACCUUUGGGCACAGGCCCAGGGAACAAGUGACAUCAAGUGGGGAUACCAGUGCUUUGGGCAAGCAUGUGUGAGGAUGGUGAUCCACAUCCUUGGAAAGGAAAGGCUUGCAAAGCAAGAUACUUUCGAGUCUUGUUCCAAAAUUGUGGAGCUUUUCCAGCAGGAGCUCACAAACCCAAAGCAACCAGUGCAAUCAGCUGCAGCUGCUUCCUCUACCACUGCUUCACCAGACCAGCCUGUGAAGGAUCUGGUCAGCUGUUCUGCAGAAGACCUUGCAUUACUCCAGAACCAGCACAUAUUGGUUGGCCACAGGUAUUGCCACCCUGACCAUCCUGACCAGAUCUUUUUGCUGAAGAGCAUUGAUGGCAGUGGUGCCAAGUUUGAGCAUCUACCAAUAUUUGGGCCUGCUGUCCAGCAUUGUGAAGACCUCUCAUCCUUGAGAGGAUGGAAGAUUACAAAAAAGGAAAUGACUCAGCUUCUCCCCACCAGCCUUUGCAAAGAAAGGCUGCCACAAAAUUCAGCCAUGGUGCAGGCUGAAGCUGACAGGAUGUCAGUGAACUCUUUGUUGAUGGAAGCAUUCCACCAGAACAAGGCAGAUGAGAACCUAUUGGGGUUCACCUGUCAUCCCACCAACUGUGUGCUGCUGAAGAAAGUGAAAAAAGAAGGAGCUGAAACUAUAUCCCUUGGGAACUUGUAG